Molecule: messenger RNA, 3896 nt
Organism: Solea senegalensis (Senegalese sole)
Lineage: Eukaryota; Metazoa; Chordata; Actinopteri; Pleuronectiformes; Soleidae
Gene: exoc3l2a
Product: exocyst complex component 3-like 2a
Exons: 13
Coding region: 214-3012 (932 amino acids)
Biological process (GO): exocytosis; exocyst localization
Cellular component (GO): exocyst
Molecular function (GO): SNARE binding
Source: RefSeq, a predicted model, not a curated record
CACAAUAGAGCCCGUCAGGAAACCACAGGCAGCCACAUUGCUCUCUUGAGUCACCAAGUACUUUCAGACACGCUCUCACACUCAUCAGUCUCUCGCACACACUCACACACUUUACAGCCUGGCAGCCAGCUCAGCCAGCACGCUCCAGGAUGACAUUGUACUGAGACACUUGCAUUCAUCGCAUCAGUUUCUUUUUAAAUCUCACUUGCAACCAUGCCCAUUCUAAAGAAGCUCCCAGGGAGGUCCAAGAGCUGCCACGAAUUCCCGAGAGCAAACGGAGAACUGAUCCUGCCCCGGGUGGACCUCAGGGACUUGAAUGAGCUCAACGAUCUGAAGGAUCUGAAUGACCUGAAGGAUUUGAACAAGAAUCUGAAUCCCUUUGAGGAUGUGGACCUGGAUGAGGGUGAGAAGAACGAAGGCGAAAUAGGGCUCAUCAUGGGGAAGUUCAAAGGUAAUCACCAGUUCAGGACCUCUCGUGACGGAGAGGAGGAGGAAAAUGAGGUGAAUGCAGAGAAGCACGGUGCUGGGAACCCUAAAGGGAGACCCCUGAGAGGGACCCUGGAGCGGAUCUGUGGAGUGUCACCCAUCAAAACCCUUGGAAAACUGGGGAAGGGGCUUCGCAUCUCAGGACGCAGCAUGUGGGGAGGCAGCUACCCCCACUACAGCCCCGGAGACUCAAAAACACUCCCCACAGAGAGGGAGAAAAAGAAAAGGCUACGCAGUGGAUCAGAGGGAAUUAUGACCCUGCUUCGCAUUACAGGUCGACGUAAGGAGGAGCGCAGGGAAAGUCUACCCUGUGGGGACCUGAGCGCAGUCAGUGAGGCGGAGGCCUCCAGACGGUCGUCCUUCCUCAGGAUGGUCAGUUUGGGCAAGCUGAAGAGGGAUUCCCUGUCAGACAAGGCCUCCCAAGAGACUGAUGAGGAAACAGAUGAGGAGGAGCCGGUGGUGAAAAAAAGAGAGCCUCUCUCAGUGCUGGAGAUCCUACAUCUGGUCAACCACAGGGACCUUCUCCUGGCAGACACACACAUUCAGGAGUUGGAGCGAGAGUGUGAGCUGCUGUCACACCUGCCAACCCCUGCUUCUCCAACCCUCACUCCCACACUCCCAAGUACUCCACCUGGCACGAUGCCCUUUUCAUCCGCAUCCUUUGAUGACGCUCUCAGCACCAAUGCAACACUGGACUCAGGCCGACGGAAGGCAAAGGAUGUGGAGCUCCUGUAUGAGGCCCUACAGAAGGAAAUGUGGGAUGUAGUGCGAGAGUCCCUUCGGCAGCCCAGUGCUGGUCCCAACCUUGGGCUUGUGGUGCUGGUGAUCCAACAGGAGGAGCAUACUGAUGCCGCUUGGGCCCUGAGAGAGGCAACCAAGCCAUCAGAAGAAGACCCACACGUCCAGCCCAGCCAGCGUCCCCGGCGUCUGAAGAUUAAGUGGAGACAGGCUGUGGCAGAGGCUGCAGACUGGAGCCUGCCUCAUCAGGUGGAUACCCAGGCAGGACAACUAGCCUCAUACCUGGAGCGCCUGAGGAGCCGCAUGGUGGAUGAUCUGGAUGCAGCAAGGAGGAAUGCUGUGUCCAUUUACCCAGAGGAGUUUUCUGCCUUCCAGGUGUACUUGGAAAGUUAUCAUCGAGCUGUGGCCAAACGUCUUCAGACUAUUACCAGUGGCCCGCUGCAGAUUACAGAUGUCUAUUCACUGCUGGACUGGUUCUACAACAUCUACAACAGGGAUGUCCUGGGAACCAUUGGCACAACCACACCUAUCAACUAUGCCCCUCUGGAACCUAUUCUCCUUCAAGACACUGUGGACAGGCUGGAACAGGACUGCAUCAGUAUUGUCAGUGAUAAGGUGACAACAGAGCUCAUUCAGGUUCUAGAUGACGAAGAGAGGCGAUGGGCUCAGACUCUGCACAUAGAGGAAUAUCAGUCACACCUGGCACGCUCUGUCAUCCAGAGGCUAAAAGUGGAUUUGGACAAAUCAACAUCUGUGAACCAGUUUCUAGGUGCGAGAGUGGCUCGCUGUUGUGUGACUGGAUUGGCUGAAUUUCUCUACAAUUUCCAAAGGAAGGUGGAGAUGUUUCAUGAGACUCAGGCAGAAUUUGGAGACCGAGGGGACGGAUAUGUUUCCAGGACCAUAGCUCUGGUCAACUGCUGCCCUCCUCUCAGAUCCUUUGUGGAGCGCUGCAGGCAGUGUGACCCACAGGGAAGCGAGGAGUCAGCACAGAGAGCCAACUCCUCUUUGGACAGGAUCAUCAACCAGUCAGUGAGGGUGCUGACUGACAGACUGUUUGAGCACAUCAGACCUUUCUUUGACAAACUAAUAAAAAGAAAAUGGUUGAAUAACACCGAGGCCUUUGAGGCCAUUGAAAGCAGCAUUAAACAGCACUUCAAGAAAUUCAGACGAAUGGACUUUCCACCAUACCAGACGUUGGUGGGUGAGGUGCACCGACGGGUGCUGGUCGAGUAUGUGCGAGCCAUCAUGCGGGGACGGGUCAUCUGCACAUCUUCCAAGAUGAGGAAGAGGAUGGCCUUCCGCCUGCAAGAUGAGGCCAAACAGCUGAAAGGACUCUUUAGAGAUCUGGAAUCAAACUCAUCCUGGUUAGACAGCAUCAUUUGCCACCUUGCUGACAUCAUUCUGCUGGAGGACACUCCCUCCAUUCAGAUGGAGGUUGCUGUGUUGGUGAAAGAGUUCCCAGAUAUACGGAAGAAGCACAUCUCCACCCUUCUGAAUGUACGAGGGAUGAUGCGGCAGGCGGAGCGUCAGGAGAUCCUCAACAUUGUCAAAGACUUUGAAUGCAGAAGUGCCCUCAUGUGCCGGGACCACGCACUGUUUUCUGACAUCCCUCUCGCCUCAGAGGUGCACUGCAUCAACCUGGGCCUCCUCCGCCUUGCCAUGACCAUCUCCAACUGGUUCUCAGAGCACCGCCCAAGGCGAAACCGCAGGACCGCGAGUGCCAGGAAUGCAGUGCCUCAGCCAGUCGAGAAUGUAGAGGACAUGAAUAAAUUUCACAGAGACGACUAGUUGAUGGUGUCUGUGGUAGGAGAGCAGUCACACGUUGUGCUGUGACGACACUGAUGAGAUGUACAUGCACCUUGACCUAAAACUGUACCAAAUAUUGUACCCAUGCCAUUUAAGGAAACGUGACCUCAGGUACUGCUCGUACUGUACACGCUCACUUACUCACUUUUCACAUUUCUCCAUUUUUUUUAAAUAUGACACAGACUGCAUCUUGUGAUAGCUCAUUUUGAUCUAAACAGAUAGAGGAAAGUAUUCUUAAAAUGAAACUUUUCGGUCUUUUUUCAUUCCUGCAGAAACAACUGCUAGCAAAUGCAAUGCAAUAUGAUCUAAGAUGAGUGUUUAACAUGUAUUUCAAUCAAUAGGGACUAGUAAAUAAAAAUGAAUUUAUUACAGAUUGAUAUGAAUAAUGUGCUCAUAGUCUUUGAAGAUUCUGUUUUGGACACAAUGGGGGAAGAUAUCAAACCUGAGCGCGUCUGCUUAAAGGGAAAUCCCCUGAUGCGAUGAGAAUCAGGUUGAAGAAUGAUAAAUCAGAUAAGAUUUGAUGGCGAUGGGAAGGAGGGUGCGUACAAGGAAAGCAAAGGAAAUAAAGCGGAAAGCAACAACAUAUUUGAAAAGACUAUCCAGUACAUUUGUACUGGAUAGCUUAGAAGAGAUGAAAACAGUAAGUAUGAAGCAUGCAACAGAGUAGUCUUCCUGACUGAGCUCACCCUAGAACUUCAUUUACCCAACCAUAUAUAUAUUUGAAUACCCACUCUCUGGUAUAUAGUUCAUACUUAUGUGAGGCAAUAGUGUAUGUAAAUGUAAAUGUGUUGAACUUUGACUGUGAAUGAAGUGGAUCUGUCGCUGGAAACGUAAUAAAAACCCAUUGACUGGGUCGAUUAAACGGA